Molecule: messenger RNA, 2670 nt
Organism: Drosophila busckii
Lineage: Eukaryota; Metazoa; Arthropoda; Insecta; Diptera; Drosophilidae
Gene: Cpsf6
Product: cleavage and polyadenylation specificity factor subunit CG7185
Exons: 7
Coding region: 235-2181 (648 amino acids)
Biological process (GO): mRNA alternative polyadenylation
Cellular component (GO): mRNA cleavage and polyadenylation specificity factor complex
Molecular function (GO): mRNA binding
Source: RefSeq, a predicted model, not a curated record
UAUAUGUGAAUAUUGCAUAUUAAUAAUCGGAAAUAUUAAAGCUAAUUGCCAAACUUGGGCAACUGCUUACAUUUGUACUUUCGCCGCGCAUGCCGGUGGCUCGCUUGACCGACUAAUCGAGCGGCUUCUGUGAUUGUGUGUGUAAAAGUGUAAAAAAAAGAAAAGUGUGCACCGCACAGUUAAAAAUCGCGUGUGUUUAUAAGUUAUAGUAAUUCAAGUUUAGCUCACGCAACCAUGGCUGACGGCGUGGUGCUUGACUUGUAUGCUGAAGAUUUGGACAAGGACUUUACCGGGCAAGUUCAGGAUGAAUUUGGUGGUGAUGGCGUCGAUUUGUAUGAUGACAUUGGUGGGCCCACCGAGCCAAUAGCUGCAGGCGGCGGCGGCGGUGGUGGCACGCCUACGGGCGAUAAUAAUUCUGGACCAGGCUCUAUAGAUGGCUCGAGUGGCGUGGGACCCAAUGGAGUUUACCAUCAGGGCAGUGGUAACCAAACUCCAACAAUGAACCGACGCUAUCAACUAUAUGUAGGCAAUUUGACCUGGUGGACCACCGACCAAGAUAUCUCCAACGCCUUGCGCGACAUUGGAGUCAAUGAUCUACAGGAAGUCAAGUUCUUUGAAAAUCGUGCAAAUGGUCAAUCCAAAGGUUUCAGCGUUAUAUCACUUGGUUCAGAGCCAAGUUUACGCACAGUGCUUGAUCAAUUACCCAAGAAGGAGCUGCAUGGCCAGACCGUAGUGGUCACCUAUCCAAGCAAGCAGGCGCUCACUCAAUUUGAAAGUCUGCAAAAAACGCGUCCAGUGCCGCCACCGCAGCAAAAUGGUCCUCCACGCGGUCCAGCACCACCCAAUAUGGGCGGUCCAAUGCAACCGCAUCCGGGCGUUCCGCAAGGUGGGCCGCCAGGUCAUGCACCACGCAUGAAUCCCAACAUGCCGCAAGGUCAAUACCGACCCCACAUGUCGCAAGUUCCGCAAGUUGGACAAAACUCUGGUCCACCGCGUAUGCAGCCGCCAAUGCAUCAACAGGGCGGCCCAAUGGGCAACCAACAGCCGCCACCCAGGUAUCCGCCAGCGCAAGGGCAAUGGCCAGCUCAACGUCCAGGUGGGCCCCGACCGGGUCCACCAAACGGACCUAUGCAGCAUCGACCACCAAUGUUCCAGGGUCCCAUGGGCAUGCCAGUGCGAGGCCCUGGCCCGGGGCCUGAUUGGAGACGGCCGCCAAUGCAUGGCGGUUUUCCGCCUCAAGGGCCACCACAUAUGCAGGGUCCCCCACGACCACAAAUGGGACCUGGACCGCCGCCUGGCUCAGCCGGGCCACAUGGCGCUCCUGCACCACACGUGAACCCAGCGUUCUUCAAUCAACAAGGAGCACCGCCGCCGCAUCCGGGAAUGGGUGGACCUCCACAUGGACAACCAGGACCGCAGCCAGGCAUGAAUAUGCCGCCACAGCACGGACCGCCACCACACUUUGCCCAGCAAGGUGGGCCACGUAAUCCUUGGCCAGGACCACCUCAAGGCAAGCCACCAGGCUCUUUCCCCGAUCCAUCUGGGUUAACGGAAGUGGAGUUCGAAGAGGUCAUGAGCAGAAAUCGCACCGUCAGCAGUUCUGCCAUAGCCAGAGCUGUUUCGGAUGCUGCAACUGGCGAAUACUCCAGCGCCAUUGAGACGCUGGUCACUGCCAUUUCACUCAUCAAGCAAUCUAAAGUUGCGCAUGAUGAACGCUGCAAGAUUUUAAUAAGCUCGCUGCAGGACACGCUUCAUGGCAUUGAAGCCAAGAGCUACAAUCGACGAGAACGUUCACGCUCGAGGGAUCGCUCUCAUCGCAGUCGACAACGUCGUGAGCGCUCGACUUCACGCUAUCGCGAGAGAUCACGCGAGCGAGAGCGCGAUCGAGAUCGUGAGCGUGAACGCGAUGGAGGCUACAGAGAACGUUCGCGCAGCAGAGACCGCGAGCGCCAAGCUCAGGAUCACUACAGAGAUGACAGCAGCAGUCGUUCAGCACGUCCACGUAAAUCUCCAGAGCCAGUUGUAGCAGAGGCUGCUGAGGCACCGUCGUCGAAGCGGUACUACGAGGAGCGAGAGCGUUAUCGUUCAUCGGAUCGUGAGCGACGCGAUAGAGACAGGGAUCGUGAGCGUGAGCGCGAACGCGAUAGAGAUCGACGUGAAGAGCAUCGCUCCAGGCAUUGACUGCUACACAAGCAAGAGUAACAAAAGCAACACAAAACACACUUUACAUACUUAAAACUACUAAACACACACACACUCUCUUAACACAAAUGAUGCAGUAAGCUGAAGAGCAGCCACAAGUUUAACAAAUAUUGAUUUGUAUCUAACAUUACCAAUACGUAGGAUAUGAAUAUGGCAUAACAUAGUUUCUCCUAGACGUACUAAAGUAAGCCGAAAUGUUGACAACAAAAUCCUCUACAAUCUACAAUACAACAAUAUACAACACAAUCGAAUGACGGACUUGCAGCUAACCAGUCAAUCAUUAAGCGACAUGCUGUCUUCUGGGACACACACUUAACCACAUGACCACACAUCUGGACUUGAAUAAGCAUUGGCUGCAGCAAGCUUCCAGUCAGCAGCAGUAAACAGCAAUCAACGCCAACAUCAACUUAGCCGUCUACACAGCAGAAUUUCAAUAUUAUUGUACUUUAAUAUUUCGGUUUAUUUAAU